Punica granatum (pomegranate) is the source of this 690-nucleotide messenger RNA. The record is from RefSeq and is a predicted model, not a curated record. Lineage: Eukaryota; Viridiplantae; Streptophyta; Magnoliopsida; Myrtales; Lythraceae.
AUGGCAAAUACUGAUAUAACCGAGUUCGAGAAACCGACAGAAAAGAUCUUGAGUAUUAGGCACAGGAAUGUAGCUCCCCUGUGGGCGUACUACCACAGCAAGGAUGAGCAGCUUCCUGUUUAUGAUAACUAUGAUCGAGGAAACAUGUCAUCUCAUUUGCACGGUAAUGUUGUGGCUCCUAUGACCUGGGAGGAUCGACUUAACAUGGCCAUUGGAGCAGCGAGAGGCAUUGAUUACAUCCACAAGCAAGAAGGUGGGAAACUCUUCCACGUGAACUUAAAGCCCUCGAACAUCUUCCUAAGCUCUCAAGGAUACGGAAUUGUGUCGGACGUCCACUUCCCGUCUUUGAAGAACCAUGUCCCACAGCAACCAACCACCAAAUACGAGGCCCCAAAAGUUAGUGUGAAUGGGCGGUCCCAGCAAUCAGAUGUUUACAGCUUCGGGAUACUUUUGCUGGAGCUUCUUGUUCGGAGGUUUGAGCCUGCCCCGAGCGCUGGUGAGGUGAGAGACUUUGUUCCAUGGGGGCAGGUUGUGAGUAGAGAGGUGUACAAUGGAGAAGUCUUUGAUGCCCCUCUUAUGGAUCAACCGGGUAUAUAUACUGAAAGAACUGCAGGAGGCAUUCCGUAUAGGGAUCCGGUGCGUGCAAAAGUUGUCCGAAGAGAGACUGAAGAUGCCGGAUGUAGUGUUUAG